Helianthus annuus (common sunflower) is the source of this 996-nucleotide messenger RNA. Its product is annotated as dehydration-responsive element-binding protein 1D. NCBI's taxonomy places the organism in Eukaryota, Viridiplantae, Streptophyta, Magnoliopsida, Asterales, Asteraceae. The transcript has a single exon. The record is from RefSeq and is a predicted model, not a curated record. Gene Ontology annotation, biological process: regulation of DNA-templated transcription. Gene Ontology annotation, molecular function: DNA binding; DNA-binding transcription factor activity. Bases 125 to 769 code for a protein of 214 amino acids.
CCCACCCCACCCCAACAUAUUGUCACACACAUGUUACAUAUUUACAUGUGUAUAUAUAUAUAUAUAUGUCAAUUAAACCAAGAUUCAGUCAACAACAUAAUUGUUUUAAGUUUCAACUUUUCAUAUGGAUAUGAACAAUUACAAUAUUAAUGGGUAUUAUGGUCAAUUUGAAUAUGGGGGUAACAGUUGGACACCCGGGGUGGAGAUCGGAGAGUCAUCAGAGGAGGUGAUGCUGGCGGCAAGCCACCCGAAAAAGCGGGCCGGGCGGAAGAAGUUUCAAGAAACGCGGCAUCCGGUGUACCGAGGAGUGAGGCAGAGGAGUUCCGGGAAGUGGGUGUGUGAAGUGAGGGAGCCGUAUAAGCAGUCAAGGAUAUGGUUAGGGACUUUUCCGACCGCUGAGAUGGCGGCCCGGGCUCACGACGUGGCGGCUUUGGCGUUUCGCGGGCGGUCUGCGUGUUUGAAUUUCGCGGAUUCUUCUUGGAGGCUUCCGACUCCGGCUUCGUUGGACCCUAAGGAUAUUCGGAAGGCAGCGGUGGAGGCGGCGGAGGGGUUCAGGCAACCAGAGGAUGGCAAUGGCGGUUCGACAGCUGGCGAGGCAGCGGUGGAAGAUUUUGGUGGGAUUGUGGAGUAUGUGGAUGAAGAGGAGGAAUUUGGUAUGCCGAGAUUGUUGGCGAAUAUGGCGGAGGGGCUAAUGUUGCCGCCUCCACCGCCAUAUGGGGGUGGUGAUGAUGUGGAGUAUGGUGGUGACAUGUCAUUGUGGAACUACUGAGUGUUUUUUAAAAGUAUCAGUGUGGGGGAGGUUAUAGAAUAAAGAAAAUGAUUGUUUAGGAUAUACGGUUGUUAGAACAUAUAACAGUUUUUCCACGUGGAACCUUUUGAAACAUAUAAUUGAUAGUUUUAUUUUUCAAAAGAGGACGGUUCUACUUCUUUUGUAAACCAUCUAGAAGGAAAUAUGAAAAGCAAAGUUGAAGAAAUAUCUAUAUUUGUUAACCAAAA